Punctularia strigosozonata HHB-11173 SS5 is the source of this 1292-nucleotide messenger RNA. Its product is annotated as Aldo/keto reductase. The transcript has 15 exons. Lineage: Eukaryota; Fungi; Basidiomycota; Agaricomycetes; Corticiales; Punctulariaceae. Bases 84 to 1145 code for a protein of 353 amino acids. The record is from RefSeq and is a predicted model, not a curated record.
CUAGUAUUGCUCACCAGCGCUUCAUCUGACGACCAUCGACCAGCAUACGAUCGAACAUCACCAGAUCUGACUCAUUGAAUACCAUGCAGUACGAUACGAAGGGCAUGCCGUUCAGGCGCCUUGGCUCGAGCGGCCUGAGGGUGCCUUUGUUCUCGCUUGGAGGAUGGUUGACGAUCGGAACGACAGUGCUAGGCGAUCCGGUCAAGGAUCUGAUGAAGACUGCGUAUGAACACGGGAUCAACAUGUUCGAUAAUGCGGAGACCUACGCCGAUGGCAAGUCUGAGCUCGAGAUGGGACGCGUGAUAAAGGAACUUGGCUUCAAGCGGACAGAUAUCAUUGUGACUACCAAGCUCUUCUGGGGUACGGAGUAUGGGCAUAAUCUCGGAGGCCUGUCGAGGAAACACAUCGUCGAAGGAACGAGAGCGUCGCUUGAGCGACUCCAGAUGGACUACGUUGAUAUAAUCUUCGCACAUCGUUCGGACCCCACAGUCCCUAUGGAAGAAGUCGUGCGUGCGUUCAGCUAUGUGGUCGAUCGCGGAUGGGCGUUUUAUUGGGGUACGUCCGAGUGGGCCGCUGAUGAGAUCGAGGAGGCGCAUGGUAUCGCGCAAAGACUUGGUCUACACGCGCCCGUUGUGGAGCAGUGCGAACACAACAUGCUGCACCGCGAGCGACCUGAGAAGGAGUAUGCCGGGCUGUACAAGAAAUAUGGCAUGGGCACGACCGCUUUCUCGUGUCUUGCAUUUGGGCUACUCACUGGCAAGUACAACGACGGAAUACCUCCGGACUCGCGCCUUGCGAAGCACCAGGAUUUCAGCUUUUUGAAAGAACUGGGCGAUAGUCUUGGGACAGAGGGUGGUCAGCUCAAGAUUGGGAAGAUCAAGGAGCUUACUGCGCUUGCUGAGAAAGAAUUGGGUUGCAAAGUUGGUCACCUCGCCCUAGCGUGGGUGGCAAGAAACCCGAACACGUCAACCGUCAUCAUCGGCGCAUCGAACGUCGAGCAGCUUCUGGAUAAUCUGAAGGCGCUCGAGGUGAUCCCUAAAUUGACGCCUGAAGUGUUGGAAAAGAUCGAGGGCAUCCUGGGUAACAAGCCGGUCCCUAAGCCGACGUAUGGGAGGCCGUCGCUGGAUGCGUUUGGACGUACUUGAGAGUGAACCCUUGGAAGGUUAUGAUUGGGGAAUCGCCGGUUUCGCCGUACUGCAGGUUUGAGACAUAUUUUACAUGUGCUACAGUGUCUCUCCAGUCUUCGGCUGCAUUGAAUCCAUGCCUGCAGCUUUGCAAAGCGGCACCAUGCA